Molecule: messenger RNA, 2099 nt
Organism: Hipposideros armiger (great roundleaf bat)
Lineage: Eukaryota; Metazoa; Chordata; Mammalia; Chiroptera; Hipposideridae
Gene: GPATCH4
Product: G-patch domain containing 4
Exons: 10
Coding region: 445-1731 (428 amino acids)
Cellular component (GO): nucleolus
Molecular function (GO): nucleic acid binding
Source: RefSeq, a predicted model, not a curated record
GGCGUCGUAGCGGUCGCGCUUCCGGUCGCGGGGACCGUAGCUACGGAUACCAGGCCGACCGUGACCGCCGCACGGAGCGCGCGCGGGCCCGCAGGGACGCAGUAAGCGGAACACCUCCCCAGGGCUGUUUCUAUAGCAACCAAACAGGCAAGUGGGCGCACCCCGACGCAGUUUCUCCUGGGAGGACCGGAACUUUGGUUCCUGCGCACGUCUCUAUGGUCUCGACAGCCUAGAAGGACCCAACCGGCACUUCCGGGAAGAUGGCGGCCCACGUGGCUGCUCUGACUCGCUUUUACGCGGAAAGGACCCUGCUGUGAAGGAUCAAGAAGCAAGGUAGGGCCAUCUCUCACUCAGUGGUUUUCCGUUGGGACUCUCAAGGUAUCAGGUUUUCAGUGACCCCUUCUUCACUGGCGAGGACCUGAGGACAGUGACUUUUUUCUCACCAUGAGUGUCACCUCCGAGGUCAAGAGUCGUGGGAUGAAGUUUGCUGAGGAGCAGCUGCUCAAGUAUGGAUGGACUCAAGGCAAAGGCCUGGGCCGGAAGGAGAAUGGCAUCACCCAGGCCCUCAGGGUGACGCUGAAGCAGGACAUGCAUGGGGUGGGACACGACCCUGCCAAGGAGUUCACCAACCACUGGUGGAGUGAGCUCUUCAACCAGACUGCGGCCAGCUUGGCAGUGGAAACUAGGCAGGAUGGAGUGCAGAUACAGCGCCUUUCUAAGGAGAGCACCCGUCACACUCAGCCCAAGCCCAACCUGCUGUAUCAGAAGUUUGUGAAGAAGGCCACACUGACUUCAGGUGGGGAGAAGCCAGACAAGGACUUGGAAAGCUGCAGUGACGAUGACAACCAGGGGCCCCAACCUCCAAAGAUCCUGACUGAUGAGAUGCUGUUCCAAGCCUGCGAGGGACGCACAGCACACAAGGCUGCCCGUCUUGGGAUCACAAUGAAGGCUAAGCUGGCUCGGUUACAGGCCCAGGAGCAGGCCUUCCUGGCCCAGCUCAAAGGCCAGGCCCCUGGGACCCCUCAACUGCAGUCUGAGAACAAGCCACUCAAAAAAAGGAAAAAGAAAAGGAAGGAGAACGAGAAAGAGGCGACAGCAACUGAAAGGAAUGCAGACAAGGACUCACAGCAUGCUGACCAGAGCGUCAGGAAAGGCAAGAAGAAAAGACGGCACCAAGAAAAGGUCACAGAUGAGAGAGAGGGAACAACUGUAGGGAAUGAGGAAGAGGCGAGCAGAGAACAAACUGCCCAGUCCCCCGGGAAAAGGAAGAAAAAGAGGCGGCAGCACCACGAGGCGCUGGGGGUCGCAGACGAAGGAGCUGCGGUGGCUGGAGGCGGCACGGAGACAGAGGCGGCGGGGGGCCGGCUGCACACUGACCUGUGUGGCAGGCGCAGAAGGCAGCGUGAGGACUUGCACACAGGGGGGGAUGUCGAGGCGGUUGUAGGUGGAGGGACCCCAGAAGCAGAAAACAGAGCAUGCAGUGAGGGCGGGAGCAGAGGUAAGAAAACGAGGCGGCGGCAUCCGGAGGCCACGGAGGGUGUCUUGGGUGUAAGGGGCGGAGAGGACAGCAGGCCCAGGGACAGCUCAAGCAGCCGAAGUAAGAAGCAGCGGCAGCCAGCAGAGGGGGAAGGAGUCAGCACCCACCAGAGAGCAAAAAAGAAGAAAGAGAAGAGAGUGGCGGUCAGGUCAGGGCAGGGCUCCAUCGAUUUCUUUUCAGGAGUAGAAGCCUGAGACCUGAGUUGAGGCAGGCCCCUUGGUGGUGAGGGGUCCCUCCCAAGGAGGAAUCCGCUCCGGACACCAGCAGCUCAGGAAAGGGGCAGCGCCAUGCCUUAGUUGGCUGGGCAUCGUCCCCUCUGCAGCUUCUAACCCAGCGAUCUGAACUCCAGUGCCUGUAGGAGCCAGGCAGCCAGGGCUCAAGGAGUGCUGGGGGUGUGGGAGCACCUGAGGGGGCAGCCUGGCUGAAAGAAGCUGCAUAGGUAGACUUUGCGUGAAACACCCUGAUUUCUCACUGCUGUGCAGGCUAAGGAAAGCUCAGGAAUGCAGGUCUGUGGGUGGGACCAUUCAGUACCGAAUGGUUAAAUAAACAGCUUGGGCUCCCA